Molecule: messenger RNA, 1991 nt
Organism: Hemibagrus wyckioides
Lineage: Eukaryota; Metazoa; Chordata; Actinopteri; Siluriformes; Bagridae
Product: polymeric immunoglobulin receptor-like
Exons: 8
Coding region: 123-1991 (622 amino acids)
Source: RefSeq, a predicted model, not a curated record
CAGAUAAAGACACGACACAUUCACAGAGCAGGACAGAGACAGUAACAGCGUGUAACAGAACAGGAGCUUUAAUAUCUUUCUGAAGUGGAGUUGGUGUGGAGAUCUGUGAGAGUGAACUCAGGAUGAAGAUCCUCCUCAUCUUCACCCUCUGUCUGAUCUCAGAUGGAGGAGCCUCCAAGCAAGUAACAGGAUAUUCAGGAGGAGGAGUCCUUAUCAAGUGCAAGUAUGAUACAGAAAACAAAGAUAACCAAAAAUAUUUCUGUAAGGGUUCAUGGCCAGUCUGUUCUGACCAAAUAAAGACAGAAGAUAAAAACCAGUGGGUAAAUUCAGGAAGAUUCUCACUGUAUGAUGACACCAAAUCAGCAGAGUUGUGGGUGAUGAUGAGAGACCUCACUAUAAAGGACUCUGGGACGUACCAGUGUGUAGUUGAUAAAUCUAUGUGGAAAGACAUUUACACACCGGUGGAACUGAAGGUAAAGAAAGGGUCCUUGGUCUCUAGAGAAGUGACUGCAUAUGCAGGGGGAGGAAUCAACAUCAAGUGCAGAUAUGAGGAUGAAUAUAAAGACAAACCAAAAUCUUUCUGUAAGAUCAGAACAAAUCAGUUGUGUUUAAAUCGAGUAACAACAAAACCAGACAGUGAAUGGACACAUCAUGACAGAUUCUCAAUUCAUGACAACAGAAGUGCAGGAUACUUCAGUGUGUUUAUCAGAGAGCUGAUUACGGAGGACACUGGAUCAUACGGGUGUGGUGUUGUUGUGUCUGAUGAACUGGAGAUCUACACUGUAGUGAAGCUGAAUGUAAGUGAAGAUCUGUCAUAUGAGAAGUCCAUCAGUAAGACUGUCCAUGUAGGAGGAGAUUUGACUGUCCACUUUAAAUACCCAGAAUCCCUCAGUGGUAACCCCAAGUUUCUCUGCACAAUGAAGCUGCUAAAUUUUGCUUGUUCUUAUAAAGACUCUGUUAAAGAAAGUAGAAAAAAUGUAACUAUGGGGAAAUUCUCCCUGUAUGAUGACAGAGCAAAACAAACCUUCAGUGUGAUUAUUAGAGAUGUAACUGAGCAGGACUCUGGUGAAUACUGGUGUGGAGCUGAAGCAGCCUGGACAUCUGAUCAUGGAUACAGGGUUUAUUUCACACGGAUCAACCUGACAGUUACUGAUCCACAUGUCCCAGUUUCAGCUUCAAAGCCAACACAACCUCCAUCAUCAUCAUCAUCAUUAUCAUCAUCAUCAUCAUCUUCAUCAUCAUCAUCAUCAUCAUCAUCUUCAUCAUCAUCUCCAUCAACUUCAUCUUCAUCAUCAUCGUCAUCAUCAAUGACAUCAUCAUCACCAUCACCACCAUCACCAUCAUCAUCAUCACCACCACCAUCAUCAUCAUCAUCAUCAUCACCACCAUCAUCAUCAUCAUCAUCAUCCCCACUUCUUCUUCUGACAAAUAAACACAAAUCUUCGUCUACUUCAUCUUCUCCUCCAGCAGGAUUUCCAGCUUCCACUGUGAUCACUGUGUCUGUAAUUCUGCUGCUGUUUCUGAUUGGAACCAUAAUCCUCUUGGUGGUUUUUCAAAAGAGACAAAAGUUGCAAGGUUCAGCUUCUACUCCUGGAAGGAGGUCUGUCAAAGACACAGGAAACAACCAAGGGGUUCCUCUUGAUGUCUGUGAAUAUGAGGAGAUUAAAGACACCAGACGACUUUCUGCCUCAGAAUCUGGAAAUUCCACAAUUUAUGCAAUGGCUCAUCUACCCACAAGCCCCUGUGAUUCUGCUGUUUACUCGACUGCUCAACUACCCACAAUCCCCUCUGAUCAGGACAUCUACUCCAAUGCUCAGUUACCCACACGUCUCUCAGCUGGGGAAUCUGCUGAAGAUCUGAAUUACACAACAGUGAGUUUUCAUACCAAAUCCACCAGCUCUAACGAUGCAGAUUCUCCAAAGAUUAUCUUUAAGAAGGCAGAGGUCUCGUGUGAAUAUGAUUCAAUCAGUCAUGUUACUUCAUCUGGCUAG